CACCGGCCUUCCUCCUCCUCACUCUUCGUUCACUGCAGGCUCCGGCCUCUCUAAUCCGGUCCUGCUGUGCCAAUUGCGAAACUAAUCAUAAACCCCGCUUCAAUCCACCGGAUUAAACCCUAGCCACCGGCGGCUCCGUCUCCGCGCCUCCCACCCAUGCCGCUCUGCCACUCCCCCACCUCCGCCGCCGUCGCCACGGCGGCAUCUCCCAUCGCCGCCCGCAGCGGGGGACUCCUUCGCAGCUCGCGCCCAGCCCCCGUCGUCGUGAGAUGUAAAAAGGUUGAUUCUCUGAGGGCAAUCAAUGGAUCACCACCAUGCAUUCCAGUGUCCGACAGGUCACUAUUGACUCCUGUAAACUUGCCGGUUUUCCGGGAUCCAAGCAUGAGAAACGACACAAGGCUGCGCAUCUUCUCAGGCACAGCCAAUCCUUCCCUUUCCCAGGAGAUAGCAAGCUACUUGGGUCUAGAACUUGGGAAGAUUAACAUAAAAAGGUUUGCGGAUGGUGAAAUAUAUGUCCAAUUGCAAGAAAGUGUGCGGGGCUGUGAUGUUUUCCUUGUGCAACCAACGUGCCCUCCAGCAAAUGAGAAUCUCAUGGAACUUCUGAUCAUGAUCGAUGCCUGUAGGAGAGCAUCUGCUAAGAAUAUUACUGCAGUCAUCCCUUAUUUUGGUUAUGCAAGGGCUGACAGGAAGUCUCAAGGCCGGGAAUCUAUAGCUGCAAAGCUUGUAGCUAAUAUGAUUACAGAAGCUGGUGCGAACCGUGUCCUUGUUUGUGAUCUUCAUUCCAGUCAGGCAAUGGGAUACUUCGACAUCCCAGUAGAUCAUGUUUAUGGCCAGCCUGUUAUUCUUGAUUAUCUCGCCAGCAAGACAAUAUGUUCAAAUGACUUGGUGGUUGUAUCUCCUGAUGUUGGAGGUGUUGCCAGGGCACGUGCUUUUGCCAAAAAGCUUUCAGAUGCACCUCUAGCUAUUGUAGAUAAAAGAAGGCAUGGACACAAUGUUGCUGAGGUAAUGAAUCUUAUUGGAGAUGUUAGAGGAAAAGUGGCUGUUAUGAUGGACGAUAUGAUUGACACAGCAGGAACUAUUGCCAAAGGAGCUGAGCUACUGCAUCAGGAAGGAGCUCGAGAAGUAUAUGCUUGCUGUACACAUGCUGUUUUUAGCCCACCUGCCAUUGAAAGGUUAUCAAGUGGUUUGUUUCAAGAAGUAAUCAUCACAAACACUAUCCCUCUUAAGGAGGAGAAGACUUUUCCGCAGCUGACCAUUCUUUCAGUUGCUAACCUCUUAGGUGAAACAAUCUGGCGUGUUCAUGAUGAUUGUUCAGUUGGUCAUGAGCCAUACUCCAGCUUGGAUAUUGACUAAUGCUUAAGGCUUAUUACUCAUGCCGCGCCCUUCAUGCCUAGGAAUAGUUGUGGCAGCUCACAACCUUUUUAUCUUCUUUUUUUGGGGGGCCUCAGUUUUUUUUUUUUUGGUGUGUGUGUAAUAAGUGGCCCUAUGUUAUGUGGGAUUCUGUCAGCAAAGAAGCAAAGAACCUCAACCAUGUUUUUGAAUGACAGUACAUAAGUUGGAAUUUUGGAUUGUAGAUUUGUAGUGCAGUGUUUCAGCUAUCGUCAAUGCACGUACAUAUGGCUCCCUGCCAUCCCAGUUUUCA
Messenger RNA from Panicum hallii, 1642 nucleotides. Its product is annotated as ribose-phosphate pyrophosphokinase 1, chloroplastic. Gene Ontology annotation, biological process: ribonucleoside monophosphate biosynthetic process; purine nucleotide biosynthetic process; 5-phosphoribose 1-diphosphate biosynthetic process. Gene Ontology annotation, molecular function: ribose phosphate diphosphokinase activity; magnesium ion binding. NCBI's taxonomy places the organism in Eukaryota, Viridiplantae, Streptophyta, Magnoliopsida, Poales, Poaceae. Gene Ontology annotation, cellular component: cytoplasm; ribose phosphate diphosphokinase complex. The coding region runs from base 157 to 1353 and encodes 398 amino acids. The transcript is spliced from 10 exons. The record is from RefSeq and is a predicted model, not a curated record.